GAUUGCCCACCUUGCAAAAACACGCUUUAACCCUUUUAACCAAAGUUUUGCCCUUUACCGAGAUGUAUUCCGUUGUUCAUAAAAAAGAAAAUGCUCACGAUGAGAGCAUCUGGUCCUGUGCAUGGGGCCGUUAUUCACACGAAAAAAGGAAAAAAGACCAACAUGAUGAUGAGAAAUCCAGGGAUUCAGUGUCCUCGGAUGAUGCACCACUUGACUACAUUAUAACCGGAGGUGUUGAUGACUUGGUUAAAGUUUGGGAAUUACAAGAUGAUCGUUUAGUCUUAAAACAUAAUCUGGAAGGCCAUUCUUUGGGUGUUGUCUCAGUAGCUAUUAGCAAUAAUGGGAAAUUGUGCGCUUCCAGUUCCUUAGAUUCAAGUAUGCGCAUCUGGGAUUUAGACAGAGGGGAGAAAAUUGCCAAUAUGGAUGUUGGGCCUGUGGAUUUAUGGACUGUGGAAUUUAGUCCUGAUGAUAAAUAUAUAAUAUCUGGUUCACAUGCUGGGAAAAUUACAGUAUACAAUGUAGAAACAGCAAAAGCUGAACAAACUUUGGAUACCAGAGGCAAAUUUAUUUUGAGUAUAGCCUAUAGUCCUGAUGGUAAAUAUAUAGCGAGUGGAGCCAUAGAUGGAAUUGUAAAUAUUUUUGAUGUAGCUGGAAAUAAAUUAUGGCAUACUUUGGAAGGACAUGCUAUGCCAAUUCGUUCUCUUUGUUUUUCUCCAGAUUCUCAACUUUUGCUCACAGCUUCAGAUGAUGGUCAUAUGAAGCUUUAUGAUGUCCAACAUACAAACGUGGUUGGUACUUUAUCUGGACAUGCUUCAUGGGUUCUGAGUGUUGCUUUUUCUCCAGAUGGCAAAAGAUUUGUUUCUGGUAGUUCUGAUAAAACUGUGAAAGUUUGGGAUUUCGCCACUAAACAGUGUGUUCACACCUUUAAAGAACAUACUGAUCAAGUUUGGGGUGUUAAAUUUAGUCCAGAUAGUAGUAAAAUUGUAUCUGUAUCAGAAGAUAAAAGCGUGAAUGUGUACAGCUGUCCUGUUUAAACUGUUCAUAACAAAUAUACGUAGUGGGGAAAUAACGGACAUCUGUAAAUGUUUAUUCAUUAACAACCAUAAAAUAUCGUCAAUACAGGAUGUAAACAUUUUCAAUAAAUUAAUUACUUUUACACAUUAA
Molecule: messenger RNA, 1164 nt
Organism: Zophobas morio
Lineage: Eukaryota; Metazoa; Arthropoda; Insecta; Coleoptera; Tenebrionidae
Product: superkiller complex protein 8
Exons: 7
Coding region: 63-1034 (323 amino acids)
Cellular component (GO): Cdc73/Paf1 complex
Molecular function (GO): protein binding
Source: RefSeq, a predicted model, not a curated record